Coregonus clupeaformis (lake whitefish) is the source of this 4216-nucleotide messenger RNA. It is a transcript of the gene agfg2, whose product is annotated as ArfGAP with FG repeats 2. NCBI's taxonomy places the organism in Eukaryota, Metazoa, Chordata, Actinopteri, Salmoniformes, Salmonidae. The transcript has 14 exons. The record is from RefSeq and is a predicted model, not a curated record. Bases 353 to 1858 code for a protein of 501 amino acids. Gene Ontology annotation, molecular function: GTPase activator activity.
UAUGGCAAGCAGAGAGCGGAGCAGAGAGCGGAGCAGAGAGAGAUAUUUAGAGCUAGAGGCAGAUUUCUUUCUCCACUCCCGAAGAGAAUACCGCAGCAAAAUAAAUAACGACGUUGUAAAACUAAUUGACAGCUUGACAAGAUCACAUUUCUGACUUCUGCUAAAGACACAAAAUAGCCUGACGCAUGCAUGUAGGAAUAUCAAGGUAAUAUCGGUCUCAAAUCGCGUGAACGCGAGCCGCAUAAGAAUCGUUUUCAUAAUGCGGGCGUGAGUAACAUACUGUAAACGGAGGGAGAAAUAAGGGAGGUUAACCGAGUGCCAGUGGUAAUCGAGAGCGGGCCGAGACAGCAGCAUGUCGAACCGAAAACAUCGGGACAGCCAAGAGAUAUGCGCCCGCAAGGUCCGGGAGCUGGCCCAGGCUGGAGUAAACAAACACUGCUUCGAGUGCAGUCAACCCGGGGUGACUUACAUCGAUAUCACAGUUGGCUGCUUCGUGUGCACGUCGUGCUCUGGAAUGCUGAGAGGACUCAACCCUCCCCACAGAGUCAAGUCUAUCUCCAUGACAACCUUCUCCCAACAGGAAGUGGAAUUUCUGCAAAACCAUGGCAAUGAGGUGGGGAGGAGGACCUGGCUGUGUGCCUUUGAUCCAAAGACAGAUGGUUGUUUAGACACAAGGGACUCCCAGAAACUGAAGGAGUUCCUCCAGGACAAAUACGAGAAGAAGAAAUGGCAUUUUUCGAAGAACAAGAACCGGAGGGAGGUAGAGGGACCCUGGAGCCCGCCUGGGAUACAGGCCUUACCCACCUCUCACGGCCCCCCGCCCGCCCAGUCCCACGCCAUGCCCCCCUCGGCCAGACCGUUACGCACACUGCCUCUCAUCCAGUCCCAGUCCCAGGUCUCGUCCUGGGGGGACCGAGUCCCCGCUAUCUCCCCUGCAGACAUGAGGGCUGACGUGUUCACCGCCCGUGCUCCCUCGCGCUCCCAGAGCUUCAGAGACCCCCCUAUGAAAGACUCUCUACUGAGUGGUAUAGAAAGACAACGUCCAGGCUCUCUUUCCUCGGCGAUGGGAACUUAUAGUCAUGCCCCCUCCUUCCCUGCCCUCCCUCGACCCUCAGCCAGUAGCACUUUCAAAAACAACUUCACAUUAGGUCGUACAGUGUCCUCCUCUGGGGGCUCAGCCCCCUUCAGGGCCUUCCCUAAGUCUCUGAGUGUGGACUUUGGAGGGCUCAGCCAACAGCACAGUCACAGUGUCCUCAGCGUCGCCUCCCCAGCCCCCGGCCCCGGCCCCAACACACACACAAACCACCAGGACCGCUACGCUGCCCUGUCCCAACUGAACAGUGUCUUCUCUGACACAUCACCUGGUCCAGGACCAGGACCAGGACCAGGACCAGGACCUACAGCACCCCUCGGUGGACUACCCCAGUAUAACACGCUCUUUGGGAAGCGCCUGUCCUCCAGCUCUACUCCUGCCAGCUCUCCAGGCGUGGAUGCCGUGUCGGGAUCCCAAACAUUUGCAAAUUUCCCCAACCCGUUCAGUUCCUGUUCCAUCUCUCAGCAGCAGCAGCAGCAGCCUGCCCUCUCCCCCAGUAACCCCUUUAACAGCUCCACCUCAGGAGGUGACUCUAGUGGGUUUGUCACCUCUCCCACCUCAGUUUUUCUCCCGUCUGCCACCUUCCCAGCUCCCACUACCCAGAAUGCAUUUCCUCACGAGCAUGCCAACAACCAGGAAACCAACGGUUUUGGCUCUUUCCCUGCACCGGACUCCCAGCCCAAAGUUCCUUGUCCAAUGUCAGUGAACCCAUUCACUGGGAAUGUUUACAGGAGUAGAGGAAUGUCGCGAAACCCUUUCAUCUGAUACUGUCACCCCUGGCUACUCCCACCCAACAUGGAGGGGUUGACUGAAGACCAGUGAACUUGAGGAGCUGCUGCCAUUUCAAUGCCCCUUCAAAGAGAGAGAGAGGGGAAACGUUCAUGCAGGCCCCUCUCCCCUCUAUGUGUGUGUGUCCAUGCGUGUGGAGUAUCUGUACAGUAAUGUUUAUCUGUGGAAAAAAUGUGUGCAUGUGCGUGCUUGAGUGUGUGUGUGUACCACAUACCAUAUAUCAAAGGUGUUUUUAUGGCAAUAGAAUCCACCUCAGGGCUCAGUGGGUGUCAUCACCAAGAAACACACACACUUACACACUACACGAUUUUGGCCCCGAUUUAGCUGUCCCAGACAAGAUUUUGAGAUCGGAGACAAAAUCCCCAUGUCGUUUAAUGUGAGCGGGUCAGAGAUGCAAUCUGAUGGCUACCGAUCCCGUCUUUGAGCAGUCCCAGACGUCCCGAUAUUUUCAAACAUGUUUGAUUUUAUCGGCAAAAAAUCUGCAAUGCUCUUGUAGUGUGAGAUGUGCAUCGACAAAUUCUGAGAACGGUGAUCAGCAAUAGCCAAUGAGAGCUCUCCAGAGAAGAAGCCAGUGAGAUGAUGACGUUGUUUUGCAUCACCCAGAAUGUGUAGACUCUCGGGCAGGAGCCAUGACGACUACUAGUAUACGUUUGUACUUGCCUUUAACCAAAGCGUCACAAGCAAUGUUAUUAAAUUCUAAAUGUUGGCUAGAUAUUUCAACUCCGUAUGGCAAGCGUGAAUCUCUGACUGAAAACGUUUAUGAGGCUGCUUUGAGCCACAACUCGUUCUAGUAACAUUAACAAUCUAAUCACAUCAUCACGCCAAUAUUUUCGUGAGACAGCUUGGUGGUAUCGAGAAUCCUCACGACCAAGUGAAGAAUAUUGUGGUGUGUGAUCCUCUGUGCCACAUCGUUUAGUAUGUGCACCACUACAUUGGCAAAAAAUAAAAAAUACAGGAAAGACGGUCGUUUAAUUUGAAAAUUCUGUAGUGUACUCCUGGCAUUAGCUGUUUCUCCCAUGUCCUGCUUCUGUCCAACAGCAGCCCCAUCAGUACGUGAAAUCAUCAUAUUUUGCUUACUUUUUGGAUACACCUCUGAAAAGGGCAUUGAAAAACUCCUAAAAACUAGCCAGUCCAGUCAGGCAGUCAGUCAGUGUGUAUCAAGUUACAGAAUGGAGAUAUCCCUCUUCAAGGCUUUCAGACUGAACAAUAUGACAAGCGCAAAAAAGUAUGACAAGCAAGCAUUUUUUUCUUAGUGACGGUUAUGCCAGCCUUAACACGACGGCCUCCUAAUGCAUGUAGAUAGGAGAACAUUACAGACAAGCCUGUCUUUUCCCCCAUGUGCUGUGUGUGUACCAGAGGAAACUGGUGGGAGGGGCUAUAGAAGGACGGGCUCAUUGUAAUGGCUGGAAUGGAAUCAAUGGAACGGAGUCAAACACGUUGUUUCCAUAUGUUUGAUAACGUUCCAUUUAUUCCUAUCCAGCCAUCACAAUGAGCCCGUCCUCCUAUAGCUCCUCCUAUCAGUUUCCUCUGGUGUUUACAUUUGUGGAAAAGACGUUUGUAUUGUUUUAUAUGUUGGUUGUUUUUGUCCAUAAAUCAUUUGUGUUUCAGUCUCAGGCUGCAUGCGCUUGGAGGGCUGCAAGAGGAGAUGCUAUUGAAUGUAAAAGCUAUUUUCAAAACAAUAACAGUGUGUUUCAUCUCUCUUUGUAAUGGACCAAAUGUUUCUUGUUCUUUUGGGUGACAACAUGGAGUUGAAAUUCACUUUCUUUCUUUCUUUCUUUCUUUCUUUCUUUCUUUCUUUCUUUCUUUCUUUCUUUCUUUCUUUCUUUCUUUCUUUCUUUCUUUCAUCUUUCUUUCUUUCUUUUUUCAAAAGCUCCACUGAGAAAGUAUUUGUAAUGAGAAGUGCCCAUGUUCAUAAAUUCAAAUAAUAUUUGUUGCUUUAAACAGUGUCUAGUUCUUUAUUCGUUGUGUGUGUCGCUCUCUCUCUCUCUCUCUCUCUCUCUCUCUCUCGUGUGUGUAUGUGUGUGAAAAUCCCUAAACGUUUUGUAAUACAUAACUUGCAACAAACAUAAUUUGGAUCAUCAAACAUUUACACAAGUAAUUCCUUCCUUCUGGCUAUCAGUCAAUUAUGGGUAGACUAUUUCAAAACGUCCCUUGUGAAAACUUUAAAUAGGUAAUGACAACAUUUAACCACCAGUUGGCGUAUGUUGCAUAGUUUUUGCAUAAUUCUACAUUACAAUGUAAUAAUGAAAAUAAAGAUGAAUCGCUAGGCUGCUAGUUAUAAUUACUAACUAUGUGUAAUUAAAAUCGUACAAUAAACAAUCUUCAUAAAUAAUA